AUGCCCACCCCCAACACCUGGGUGCUGGUGCAGUGCAUCCACCAAUCCGAGUGGCUGAUGCUGGUGCAGGGUCUGAGAGCCUGGGGUCAUAGCCUCAGAGGCCACAGCCAGUACCUGUGUAGUGUCCCGACAUAAGACUUCCUGUACUACCAGGCCACACUGCACAAGGUGACCCAAGCCGCCUCCACCUUGCAGGAGGUGCUAGCGAUAGAGGCCAAGUUGGCCAACCCCAGAGCACAGCUGCUGCUCAUGUGCCAUGUGCGCAGCCUAUGGCUGCUGGAGCACGCCCCACUGCACCAGGUGGCCCUGCUGCAACCAAUGAUGGGAGCACUAGAGCUGACAAGGCAAGAGAACACACUACAAUUGUGUCAGCUAAUGACGGUUAUUAAAAGCAUGGAAGCCAUCAGCAAGGUUCUCCAGGGCCUCAGGUUUGAGGCAGAAUCUGCUGACCUUAGCUGA
Pteronotus mesoamericanus is the source of this 459-nucleotide messenger RNA. It is a transcript of the gene REX1BD, whose product is annotated as required for excision 1-B domain containing. Lineage: Eukaryota; Metazoa; Chordata; Mammalia; Chiroptera; Mormoopidae. The transcript has 4 exons. The record is from RefSeq and is a predicted model, not a curated record.